GUCAAACCAAUGUACACACUUUUUAAGUAUGGGAAAAUCCAACAGUAGUGUCAACUGAAAAAAAAAAAAAAAAGUACUGUAACUGCUAAAAAUGGCUGAGGGUACAGUGAAUCAAUCAGAAAAAAUGGUGCAUCCAGCAGUUAAACCUUUAACUGAACUUCUUGGUACCUGGAAAGGUGAUGGAGAAGGCUUUUUCCCUACUAUUUCUUCCUUCAAUUACUCUGAAGAACUCCAAUUUUCUCAUUCUCCUAACAAGCCUGUGAUAGCUUAUUCUUCAAAGACAUGGAACUUGAAAUCCGGACAACCUAUGCAUUCCGAGAGCGGAUACUGGAGACCUAAACCCGAUGGGACCAUUGAAGUCGUCAUUGCUCAGAGCACUGGUCUUGUUGAAGUCCAGAAAGGAACAUAUGACAUGAACGAGGGAGUUGUGAAGCUUAAAAGCGAACUGGUUGGCAAUGCUUCAAAGGUCAAGGAGAUAACUCGAGUUUUUAAACUGGAGAACGGUGAACUAUCUUAUGUUGUGGAAAUGGCCACCAAUCUAACUGCUCUUCAGUCCCAUCUCAAAGCCUUGCUUAAGAAGCUCUAGGCAGCCAGCUCAUGACAGGAGAUAUCAGUACCUAUACUACAUCUCUGACGCACUUGUUGACUAAUGUUUGUGUGUACUGACAUUUUAUCUCGUCUUACCAGAAGUAUGAUAUGAAUGUUAAUUUUAAGAUAAAACUCUAUUCCUUCUGUAAUAAUACAAAAUUUCAGUUUCCUAUCUUUUAACUGCUA
Capsicum annuum is the source of this 774-nucleotide messenger RNA. Its product is annotated as peroxynitrite isomerase Rv2717c. The coding region runs from base 92 to 586 and encodes 164 amino acids. NCBI's taxonomy places the organism in Eukaryota, Viridiplantae, Streptophyta, Magnoliopsida, Solanales, Solanaceae. The record is from RefSeq and is a predicted model, not a curated record. The transcript has 4 exons.